This is a messenger RNA of Pantherophis guttatus, 3509 nucleotides long. It is a transcript of the gene MAP7, whose product is annotated as microtubule associated protein 7. Gene Ontology annotation, cellular component: microtubule cytoskeleton. Gene Ontology annotation, biological process: microtubule cytoskeleton organization. The record is from RefSeq and is a predicted model, not a curated record. Lineage: Eukaryota; Metazoa; Chordata; Lepidosauria; Squamata; Colubridae.
UGCAUCAGGAAGGAAAGAAGCCCAGGGAUCUGACUGAACAAGUUUAACGCUCCAAAGAGAGGAAGAGGACGACAAGGAGGGGGAGGUGAAGGCAUUCCAACCAAUGGACUUUUAAUUAAGCCUCUUUUUUUUUUUUUUUUGGUCAACGUACAAGAAAUUGUAAGCUCCUAUCUGCCAAGUGCACGUUGGUAUCUCUCUGCUGUUUGCAUUCUGCUGGGCCCUCACAGGAUGUGUUACAAAUGAAUCCACUGCUUUGCAGCUAGCUGGAAUUGACAGAUUGUAAGGUGGGGGGGGGGAUAGAGAGAAGGACCGGCAAUAAUGCCAGGUUCAGCAGCUGCUCUCCGGCAAGAGCGGCUGAAGAAGCCAGGCGUGAGGCCAAAUACACCUGUUCUGUUUACCAUUAAUGAGGAGGAUGAGCAUCAAAAGAGCAACCAUUCCAAGAGAUCAAAAGUAUCCGAAAACUCUAAAGUACCAGACAAAAAGGCUGUCCCAUCCAGCUGGCCCUCUUCUGCCCUUUUAGGACAGGGCACUAAUCCUGCAGGAGCCAAGACAGCACUAAAAGUUGAUGAAAGACAACGACUGGCCAGAGAACGAAGAGUAGAACAGGAAAAGCUUUUAGCAGCGAGAGAAGCUGCUUGGCUAGAAAAAGAGGAGAGAGCAAGGCAACAUUACGAAAAACAUCUGGAGGAACGUAAAAAGAAAUUAGAAGAGCAGAGGCUAAAGGAAGAAAGAAGACGAGUUGCAGUAGAAGAAAAACGGAAGCAGCGAAUAGAGGAGGACAAGGAACGACAUGAAGCUGUUGUACGCCGCACAAUUGAGAGGAGCCAGAAACCAAAAGAAAAGCAGAGCAGGUGGUCCUGGGGAAGUACGCUUCAUCGUAGCAGCAGCGUUAAUAAUGCAGGUUAUUUUGUUGAACCAUCCUUCACCCUUCUCGAUUUAGCAGGCUUGGAGUACCACUUCAAACCUCUGGGUGGUGCUAGAAAACUCGAUCCAGACAGGCGAUCUGUUUCAACAAUGAACCUUUCGAAACAUGUUGAUCCAGUCAUUAACAAGCGGCUCUCCUCCUCAUCUGCAACAUUACUAAAUUCUCCAGACAGAGCUCGACGUAUGCAGCUAAGUCCAUGGGAAAGCAACAUGGUUAGCAGGCUUCUGACCCCAACUCAUUCAUUCUUAGCCAGGAGUAAAAGUGCAGCAACUUUAUCUGGAGAUGCAGUUAUCCCCAUUUGUCCUCGUUCAGCAUCUUGCAGCCCAAUCAGCCCUCUCUCCUUCAAGGCCAUAAGUUGCCACAGUCCAGCAGACCGAGCAAAACUGUUUGGCAUAGCUCCUGAGGUUAGACGGCGAAGGACCACACAUUCAGUUGGGAGUAGCAGAAAAGGAAAGGAAAGAGGACUCUCAUCAACUAAUCCUUCAUCUGGUAAAAGAAGAACUCGUUCACCAUCUGCCUUCAGAAAUAAACCAGCUGCUUGGCAUGCCUCCAGAUCAAUGCCUGCCCUGCCAGGAACACCCAGAAAGAUCAUUUUGCUAUCUGGAUCUUCCAAAACACCUUCCAUUCAAGCUCGCCCUCCUUCCCCUGGCAACAUUCGUCCAACAAAACAUGGGAAAAAGGGGACGUUGAAGGAAUCUGAGAAGAUACUGGAACAAAAGUCAGACCCUAAAAAAACAGCUUCAAAUCCCAGAGUAGCUACAAUUGAAGAGUCCUGUAAACCAGAGUUUACUCAAAGUCCUGUUCCAGUUCUGCCCUCUGUUCCUUCAGCAGCUUCACCAUCUCCCAUCUGUAGCAAAUCUUCAGCAGGGACAACAAAUCCAGAAGAAGCAACCCGGGUGCUUAGUGAAAAAAGGCGACUCGCCCGGGAGCAACGAGAACGGGACGAGCAGCAAAGAAAGGAGCAGGAAGAGAUUGAAAGACAAAAGAAGGAGGCCUUGGCGCAGAAGAUUGCUGAGGAAAGAGAGCGUCGAGAGGAGGAAGCUCAGAAGCAGGAGGCAGAAAGGAAGCAAAAAGAAGCAGAACAGGAGCAGGAGGAGGAAGAGCUACGCCGCUUGGCUGAAGAAAAGGAGGAGAAAGAAAGGAGGGAAAUGGAACUCCUUCAGAAGCAGAAGGAAGAGGAAACUCGGUUACGAGAAGACCAGAUUCGACUGGAGCGUGAAAAACAUUUCCAGAAAGAAGAACAAGAGCGCUUAGAAAGAAAGAAGAACCCAUUGCAGCCAAACUUCCAAAUCAUGCGUCUUGAGGAAAUUAUGAAAAGAACUAGGCGAUCAGAACCUGUGGAAAGAAAAUCAGAUGAGCAGCAGAAUGGAGUGAUAGCAAAAGAAAUAGUGAGCGGCCCUACACCUCCGUUAAGCCCUGUAAUGGGUUCUCAGGUUCAGUGUAUGGCAGAAACUCCACGCAAUGGGGAAAUGGUACUUCACACACCUGUGCUCAUUUCUCACCAGCCCAGAGUAAACUUAGACAGUAAUCUCAAUCCACGAAAAUAUUCAAAUGAAAAUGGAGUAUCUACACAGGAUGAAAACUUUGAAGAGCUCAUCAGUUUACCCAUGGGAAUAAAACCUCCCAGAUUGGAUGCCAUGAGUCCUGAAGAGAAAGAUAGCUCUGAUAUUCCUUUGACUCCCAUCUUGGCCUUUGAAGAGAAUGGGGCACGAGGGUCAUUGCCUCAGGUAGACAAUGUUCAAACGCCUCAGAGAGCAGAAGUUGUCUGAGAUCUCAUGAAUUAUUAUCAAAGGCGAAGAAAAGGCCUUCUGAAGCCAAUGGGAUUCCUUCCAUGCUAUGAAGGAGUGUUAUAUUUUUUGUCACUCUUGAAUUUUCUAAAGAUUUCUUGGAUGCUUUCCUUUUUUUUUUUUUUAAAGAAAACAAGUAGUAAAACCAGCAGAAGAAUAUAUUGGAAAUAGAUUUGGAUUGCCUUACUAUCACUAGAACUCACUACUAGGGGAGAAUUGUGUCUUCUGUUUCAAAAACUGCUUCAUAUAGCAUAAUUGAUAUUUUCAGCAAUUCUUGAAGAAAAGGGUAACUAGAUUAACAAUAACAGGAUGAUUGGGAUAAUGAACCUGUUGGUUUUGUCUUGUUUUAAGGAUGGGUAGUUUUAAAAGGCACACUGUAAAAUCAGCAAAAAAUCUUACAUUUUACUGAUUCAAUACUUGAAAAGUAAACACCUCACUGCUCUACAGGGAGGGGCUUUAGGGGUGGUUUUUUUGUUUUGUUUUGUUUAAACCUGUUGGUUUAAAUAUUAUUGCAGAGAACUAUUAAUUAUGGGGGCAAAAUAUAGGCUUCUGUAUCAGGUUCUUGUAAAUGUAAUUCCUAAAUGGACAUUCUGUAUAUUUAGCCAUCACUAUGCUCUUCUCACAUUUUCUUUUACAAAUAAAAUAACAUGACAGGUUUUAAAAUGUGAAAAAAAAAUUGAAAGCAUUAUUUUUUCAUAGGUGAAAUGAAAAAAAAAGCCUAUUGUAUCUUAGAUAAUGUAUUUAUUAAUUUUGUUGAGUACAAAAUAAACAAUAAAAAACGUGGCUAUAAUUAACAA